Messenger RNA from Prorocentrum cordatum, 330 nucleotides. The record is from the annotation of a GenBank genome assembly. NCBI's taxonomy places the organism in Eukaryota, Dinophyceae, Prorocentrales, Prorocentraceae.
AUGCCGCGACAGGAAUCUCUAGAAGCGGCGCCCGCGCAGGUGGCGCCGAAGGCCCCGCCACCCUUGCCAGGGGCGGUCGCGGCGCCGCAGCACGCCGCGGCUGGCCCAGGCGGGGGCUCCGCCAGCAGCGGAGGUGCGAAGAAGACGGCGAAGGGGAAAAAGGGGAAGAAACCGCGGAACGACGAGAGGGGCGACGGGGACGAGGCCGACGACAACGGCGAGGCGGAGCAGCCAGCGAAGAAGGCCGAGGAGGCGCCCGAGCCGCCGGCGAAGAAGGCCAAGAAGAAGGGUGCCGCGGCGAAGGCUGGGGCGUCAAAGCCCCCGGAGGAC